This is a messenger RNA of Brassica oleracea var. oleracea, 731 nucleotides long. RefSeq lists its product as uncharacterized. Lineage: Eukaryota; Viridiplantae; Streptophyta; Magnoliopsida; Brassicales; Brassicaceae. The record is from RefSeq and is a predicted model, not a curated record.
AUGUGGUCAGCAGGUCUAGGUGGUCGGGCCACUCCAUCUGGAACCCAAGACUCACUCCAAACCCUCUUAUCUCGAACCGUACCAAUUGUUUUCCGUAUACCCAAUAUGAGUAGAGGUUUUGCUGCCAUAAUACUACGCCAUCCAUAUGAUGAAAGAAGUCUUGAUGACCAAGUGUUGACUCUCCCAUUGAACCGAUCUUGUACAAAGGAGAACACUUUCAUCUUCGAGCCACCGAUUUGUUCUGGUAAUCCAAGGUGCUUUAUUCGGGUUAAUGUCGAAGAGAGCUCUUCUAAUUUCCUGUUCCGACGGUUCCUCGAAGAGUGGAUUGCUAUCAUGGCUUGCUGCCUCUCAGUUGUCGGGUUACUAGAUAAGAAGAAUGAUGAUAGACGGUGGUGGUUCUGGUACUCUUGUGUUCCUGGAUCUGCAUUGACCAUCUUUUGGCUUUACUACUUGCUCAGGCUUCCCAAGUUCCGGUGGGAUGCUAUCUGGCUUCCAUUUGGCCCCCUUCGCGGAGCGGGAACUUGUCUAUACGUGGACCAUCUACUGGAGGAAUCAUCCGAACAAGUGAAAAAACUAAGGAACUAUUGUAUGUAUGCAUAUAAAGCAAGGUAGAGAUAAAAACGGUAGAUUCCAAGUCAUGCAGGUCAGAUCUUCAUUGGUAUGUGUAAUGAUUUCUCCAACGACUCAAACAAUUUACUUGACAUUGGUGCAUUAUCAAUCAUAAAUCGAUA